AUGAUCUCUCAAGUAUUACACUUCAUUUAUUCUUCUAAAAAGAUGAUUUAAUAGUAAUUAAAACUUAUGAAUCUAAAUCAAAAUUUUUGAUCAUCACAAGUAUUAAGUUUAUCAUAUAUUUAGAAAUAAAUAAUAAUUUAUAAUUAAAAUCAAUUUAUAUAAAUCUAACUAAAAUAGAGUAUAAAACCAAAGUUAUUAAAAGACGAUUUUUGGAUUCGAUUAUUCUUUAUUGUAUAAGAAAAAUCAAAAAAAAUAAUAAAAGAAUCACAAUUAAUUUAUUAAGGAAGCAGAGAUGGAUUCAAUGUUAAUUCAUUUUGGCAUAAAUGUAAUGGAAAGAGUAAUUUACUUAUGAUAUUUUAAUCUUAGAGUGAAUAUAUCUUUGGUGGAUAUUCUCCAUGUUAGUAAUAAAAGAAUCAGGGUUAUGUUUAAGAUGAUACAUUAUCAUCAUUUUUAUUCUCUUAAACACACAGUUAAAUCUAUCCAUUAAAAUAAGAUAGAAAAUAAUGUGCUAUUUGUUGUCAAUCUUUUUGUGGCCCUACAUUUGGAGGUGGACAUGAUUUAUUGAUUAAUUCUGACUUUAAAAGCAAUUGUUCUAAUUUAGGUAAUUCAUAUGAAUGCAAUCAAUAAGGGGAUAAAGCUACUUAUUUAUCUGGACAAGAUAAAUCAAUUAAGGAAUGCGAAAUUUUUGAGUUAAAAUUCCUUUGA
This is a messenger RNA of Paramecium sonneborni, 705 nucleotides long. NCBI's taxonomy places the organism in Eukaryota, Ciliophora, Oligohymenophorea, Peniculida, Parameciidae. The record is from the annotation of a GenBank genome assembly.